UUCGCCGCCAACGUUAAAUUCUCAUCCAGAAACUGUCAUGGUUAUAGAACAGAGGUCGAAGGUCUGAAGAUACAUUUCAUCCGAGUUGUGCAUCGUGAUAGCUACAACGACAUUUAUCCAAUAAUGCUGCUGCAUGAUUGGCAAAGCUCAUUCUGGGAGUUUUACAAGUUACUGCCGAUCCUGAGUAAUCCUAAUCGUUUUGAAACGGCAACAGAAUCCAGAAGGAAAAUUGCAUUUGACGUAAUUAUUCCCUCCAUUCCAAGUCUUAUCUUCUCCGAAAAACCUUCACGACCUGGUCUUGGAGUCAUCGAAGUUGCACGUAUCCUUAUGAAGCUUGCGGAUCGCUUACUGCUCAGUAACUAUAUUCUAUACAGCCAUGGGGAAAGCGGAUGCAUGUUGGGUAUGUUCAAAAAACCAUCUUGUCCUGCAUAUCUAUUUUAA
Gongylonema pulchrum is the source of this 441-nucleotide messenger RNA. NCBI's taxonomy places the organism in Eukaryota, Metazoa, Nematoda, Chromadorea, Rhabditida, Gongylonematidae. The record is from the annotation of a GenBank genome assembly.